UUUAUUUUUUUUAAAUGUCAACGUCAUGUAAAUAUCAAAAUUUGUAAAAUCUCCGACGACAAAAUAUGAAUUAACAGAUGGCGAGAAAAAAAUAAUGUAAAUUAAAUGUCUGAUGACUUCCCAUAAUAUUAAUUGCUGUAAGUAAAAUAUAUAAGUAAUGACUAGGAACGCUUGUUCGCAUUUAGAAAAUAUAACUGAACUAUCAAUAUCGGAAAUUGUGCGAGAUGGGUACAUGUGCACCCAGUGCAAAUGUCCUGGACCCAAUCUCUGGGUCUGUCUCCACCAGAGCUGCCAAGAGAUCGGGUGCUCCGAAGCAUCUAAUGACCACAGCACGUUACACUUCAAAGCACUUAAUAAUCAUUGUGUUCACAUGAACCUAUCUACACAUCGAAUUUGGUGCUAUCUUUGUGAAAAUGAAGUGUUCUUAUCACAGAGAAAUAAUGUUAACAAUCACCAUGGUGGCUUUGGGGCAGAGAGCGAGAUUCAAUCGGCAGACUCAACAGAUGAUGAAGAGCGGGAUGAAAUGGAUUACACCAGAGGUCUGGUCGGCCUCCAAAACAUGGGCAAUACGUGUUACAUGAAUGCUGCUCUUCAAGCACUCAGCAAUACACCGGCUUUGACAGGAUUCUUUUUGGAUUGUCAUAAUUAUGUUGAUAUUAAUAAAGCGGGACUGGCAAAGUCCUAUCAGAAACUUAUCAAGAAGAUGUGGAACUAUAAAACUGGCGGUUACGUUGUACCUAGUGGAAUUUUAUAUGGAAUAAGAAAUGUUCAUCCUAUGUUUCGAGGAUACCAUCAGCAUGACACUCAAGAAUUUUUACGUUGCUUUAUGGACCAGCUGCAUGAAGAAUUGAAAGAAGCCUUGCCUGCAGCAAGGGACUUAUCUUCUGUACAACAAGACCACGCGGAUAAAAUUGAUGAACAUGAAAUCAUUUCUGACCGAUCAAGCCCAUGUCCUUCUCUGACACCUAGUCAAUCCGAAGGUGAAUAUGAAACAUGCGACAGUGGAGUCAGUGAAAGAUCUUCCCUUUCUGAAGAAAGCGGACAAAUUGGACAUCAUUCAAGACAAACGUCUAGAUCACGAAGUCCAAGUCCUACAAUCAUUCCGACUAUUCAACCAGAUAGAGAAAGGCUGAGGUCAAAGUUGACGGUUGUUAAUAGGUCUCCGCCGGCUAAUGUAAAUACAGAAUACCUAAAACCACAAUUCAGAUCCAUAAUUUCAGAAGUAUUUGAUGGCAAAUUGUUAUCCUCCGUACAAUGUCUUACAUGUGAUAGGGUGUCUACAAAGGUCGAAACGUUUCAAGAUCUUUCUUUACCAAUACCUAGUCGAGAUCAUUUAAAUGUGCUGCAUCAGAACCAGAAUACAUCCACUGUGACAUCCGAGUAUGAACCGCAAGGCAAUCAGGAAGGUUGGAUUUGGUGGAUAUGGGGCUGGUUUCGAUCGUGGUUCUGGGGGCCUGCUGUUACAUUGCAUGAUUGUUUGGCGGCGUUUUUCUCAGCGGACGAAUUGAAAGGAGAUAAUAUGUAUAGUUGUGAAAAGUGCAAUAAACUCCGCAACGGUGUUAAAUAUUCUAAAGUUAUGGCUCUACCAGAGAUGCUUUGUAUUCAUUUGAAACGUUUCCGGCACGAACUGAUGUAUAGUUCAAAAAUAUCGAGUCCUGUUAAUUUUCCACUAACUGGACUUGAUAUGAAACCAUAUUUACAUAAAGAUUGUGUUAGUGAAAUCUGCACCUACGACCUGUCCGCCGUCAUCUGUCAUCACGGAACCGCCGGAGGAGGCCACUACACCAGCAUGGCCAAGCACAGCGCCUCUGGCGUCUGGUUCGAGUUCGACGACCAGUUCGUAACGCAAGUUUCAUCAGAGAGUGUUGCCAGAUGCGAAGCCUACGUACUGUUUUACAGGAAGUCGCCGAGUCCUCGGAUGGCCAAUUUGAGGAAAAUGGCAGCGGAAUUGGUUGAUGUCGAAAGGGCGACGGAUAUGUCUUUCUAUGUGUCCAAACAAUGGAUUAAUAAAUUUAAUACAUGUGCAGAGCCUGGUCCUAUCGAUAAUUGGUCACUGUUGUGCCAGCAUGGUUGUGUAUCACCAGAAAAAGUCAGUUAUGUACACAAAUUAGCAGUUCCUCUUUCGCAGCCACUAUGGGACUUCUUGUACAAGAACUUUGGCGGCGGGCCCGUUUGCAAUCAGUUAUUUGAAUGUGAGACUUGUAAAGAAUAUUUAGAAUCGUUGAUAAAAAGACAAUAUUAUGAAUUGGAUACGUUUAUGAGUCUUCAUCAUGAAUUUCAGGUGAGCGAAAGUCCGUCAACAAUCUACGCCCUUUCGAUGGCCUGGUUCCGCAAAUGGCAAACAUUUGUUCGUGCUGCAGGAUUCUGCGAAAUUCCUGGUCCCAUAGAUAAUCAAGUCAUAUGUAAUUCAAAUAAUACUGUCAAGUCAGGAUCGGACUAUGCCCAAUUGAAUCAUGCAUUAUGGAAAUUCUUAUUCGAUAUUUACGGCGGCGGCCCUGAGGUUAUACUUAGGGCUUAUAUUGACUCACCAGUAACAAGUUCAACUACUUUACAAUUGGAUGAAGACAACGACACCACAAGUACCUCAGACGUCUCCAUCAACUUACCCCAAACACUGAAAGAAAGAGUGAAUGCCAGAAUAAACGCUCAAGGAAACCUUCUCAAAACACAAAGUUUACAAAACAUUCCAAGAGUAACAGACUCAAUCCCCGAUUUAGUUGGAGACUAUUCAAACUGCUGCCUAAAAUUAUCCCCCAACAACACAGCGCAGAGUUCCUACAGUGCAUCAGACUUCCACAAACACAUGGACGGUGAACAGAUGAUGAACGGAGAUGUGAGCUCCAACAUUCCUUUACUGACUUCACAAAUGGGGGCGGCAAGACUUUCCGACCAGUGUCUCCAAUCAGCAAACGAGUGCCUUUGCAACAAAAAACAGAAAAAUAACAAAGCCAAAAAUAAUAUAUCAAACGAAUCAGGAGAUCCAAUGACGAACCAUUAACGAUUGCAAAUUGUAAAUAUGUAUAGUUAAAUUAAAUUUUACCAAAGUUAUAGAGAAUCUAUUCACAUCUGUGUCAAUUAGCAAUGAGGUCUACGAUUGUUUUAUUCAUUUUAAUUUGGUUCAGGAAACGAUUAUAUAUUUAUUUAUAUGUCAAAAUAUCUAGCA
Messenger RNA from Ctenocephalides felis (cat flea), 3163 nucleotides. RefSeq names its product ubiquitin carboxyl-terminal hydrolase 20-like. The record is from RefSeq and is a predicted model, not a curated record. The transcript has 15 exons. NCBI's taxonomy places the organism in Eukaryota, Metazoa, Arthropoda, Insecta, Siphonaptera, Pulicidae. Gene Ontology annotation, molecular function: cysteine-type deubiquitinase activity; zinc ion binding. Bases 158 to 2998 code for a protein of 946 amino acids. Gene Ontology annotation, biological process: protein deubiquitination.